GGCCCCUCCUCUGUACCAUGUAAGCCCGUUCCGCUCUCUGUGGAUGUGUGCUUUUGCAUGCUAGGAGGCUGCAGCAAGACCUCUUCCUCCUUGUCCUUCAUCCUCCUUGUGGACAGUGUUUCUGCAGCCUGAAGCCGACCACAGCUGCUACGGUACGACCCACAUUCACUGACUUUUAAAUGCUGACCACAGCCCACUCUUAUUGGACCCAAAACACAAAAGCUAACACCAAAGAAACCCGGUCAUGUUCUGCUCUUAUCCGCAGAUAGCCUAAAGGAAAUCCUGUUGAUAGCCGCAGUUGUUUAUGUAUCGCUAGUUGUGUUAGCUUGCUAACUAGCAGCCUAGCUAGGCUAACAAUCAUUACGCUAACCAUUACUCACUUUUACUAACGCUUUAGAUAAAGCAGCAUAAAAUACUAUUUAAACUGUAACACAAUUCACUUUAAAAUACACUUUGUUGCUUAAGAGAUGUACUUGUGUAUUUCGUCGCCUUUCGUUUAAGUAUUAGCAAUCAGGAUGUCAGUUUAAGCUAUAAAUUAAAGCGGUGUGGUGGGCUUUUCCUCUUUCCCCGUACAGGUGUUGCUGUAGAAGUAACAGAACCUCUCGAUUAUAAAAUUCAAACCCUGGUUGUUGAAAUUACGUUUGAGAUAACACUUCUUUCAUAAUGAUAAAGACGAGGGCAGUGCAAAUGCAGAUGUUCCCUCUUUUGUUAUAUUUGACCUUGUUUGGUCACAACAGUGCUGCAGAGGAACCGCUAACAUUCAGACCAUUUUAUUUCAGGGUAUUUCCUGUAAAGAGCAUCAGCAUUUUUCAUAUUCCUUUUCUCUAAGUGUUUGUGCUGCUGUAGCAAGUGAAUUUCCCCACGGCGAGAUUAAUAAAGUCUGUUCUAGUCUAUUAUAGAUGACUAGGAGGACUACAUUUAUAAGUAUCACAUGGGAUAAUCUGAUAAAUAUGUUUGGGACACAUAAAAAUCCACAAUAAAAGUAAAGUGUGCAGAUUGUCAUCUGUUCCUUCUGUUUUGUUUCUGACCAAGUCGGUAUUCUUCCACAAAUGGAUAAUGGAGACUGGGGCCAUAAGAUGACCACUCCUGUUACCUUGAAUGUGGGAGGCCACCUGUACACCACUAGUCUGUCCACCUUGCAGCGUUAUCCAGACUCUAUGCUUGGUGCCAUGUUCAGGGGUGAUUUUCCCACAACUCGUGAUUCCCAAGGGAAUUAUUUCAUUGAUCGAGACGGGACACUUUUCCGGUACAUCCUUAACUUCCUGCGAACAUCCGAGCUUACCCUUCCUGUGGAUUUCACAGAGACAGACCUGCUGAGGAAGGAGGCAGACUUCUACCAGAUCGAACCUUUGAUCCAGUGCCUUAAUGAUCCCAAACCGCUGUACCCUCCCGACAUCUUUGAGGAAGUCGUGGAGCUCUCUAGCACUCGGAAACUGUCUAAAUACUCAAACCCAGUUGCGGUGAUCAUCACACAGCUAACUAUUACGACCAAAGUUCACGCGCUGCUUGAAGGAAUUUCAAACAAUUUCACCAAGUGGAACAAACACAUGAUGGACACCAGGGACUGUCAGGUAUCGUUUACCUUUGGACCAUGUGACUAUCAUCAAGAGGUGUCUUUAAGGGUUCAUCUCAUGGACUACAUCAUGAAACAGGGCUUCACUAUCCGGAACACGCGUGUGCAUCACAUGAGUGAGCGUGCAAACGAAAACACAGUUGAGCAUCACUGGACUUUUUGUAGACCAGCUCACAAAGUUGAAGACUGAUAUCUGCUGGAGUUACCAUUUCACUACACAAAUAAUUAUAAAACAAAGCUCAAAAUCAAGACAGCAAAAAAAAAGCUAAUUCUUGAUUUAUUUUCCAAACUUAACACAGUUGUUUGUGAUAUUGGAAAUUUUGGGGCAAAUGGAUGAGAUUUGAGACAGAAAUGCUGUAAAAUCAUAAUUUCAUUUAUUCUGAUGACUUACCACUUACCCCCCC
This is a messenger RNA of Nothobranchius furzeri (turquoise killifish), 1977 nucleotides long. RefSeq names its product potassium channel tetramerization domain containing 6b (gene kctd6b). The record is from RefSeq and is a predicted model, not a curated record. Gene Ontology annotation, biological process: protein homooligomerization. Gene Ontology annotation, molecular function: protein binding. Lineage: Eukaryota; Metazoa; Chordata; Actinopteri; Cyprinodontiformes; Nothobranchiidae.